AUGAUUAUGGACGAUAAUAUAAGAAAUAUAUGUAAGAAAGAGCAGAACGACAUCUCGGCGUUAUCUGAGGAACAGCCAUCCACUUCGGCAAGUUCGAAUUCAGCUAUUACUGAAUCUGUUAAGCAACAAGAACGAAGUCGUAAAAUUCAUAUCGCAGUUGCUGGAUGUUCACAUGGAGAAAUGGAUAAAAUUUAUGCAACACUGGCGGAGAUCGAACGACGGGAAGGUUAUAAAUUCGAUUUGCUCAUUAGCUGCGGUGAUUAUGAGGCAGUCCGAAAUUUUGGUGACUUAAAGCAUAUGCAUGUACCUGAAAAAUAUCGACAUUUGCAAAGCUUUCAUCGCUAUUACUCCGGCGAAUUAGAAGCACCAAUCUUAACAAUUUUUGUUGGGGGAAAUCAUGAAGCAUCGGGUUAUCUGCAAGAAUUGCCUUAUGGUGGAUGGGUCGCACCAAAAAUUUAUUAUUUGGGACAUGCAUCUGUUGUACAGUUUGCGGGGCUUCGAAUUGCUGGCCUAUCGGGCAUCUUUAAUAAAAAUGACUAUAAUAUGGGUCAUUGGGAACGUCCGCCAUUUACCGAUCAUGGUGCAGUUGUUUCUGCUUAUCAUGUACGUUCUAUUGAUAUAUUUCGCCUUAAGCAGUUGAAACCGAGGGAUCGGAAUGAACCGCCAAUCGAUGUAAUGGUAACACAUGACUGGCCAGCAGGCAUCACAGAUUAUGGCGAUGUUAAGCAAUUGCUAAAGUUGAAACCAUAUUUUGAAGAAGAUUUGAAAAAGAAUGCGAUUGGAAAUCCUGCUUCUAUGACAUUACUACAUGUACUAAAGCCGCGCUACUGGUUGGCAGCCCAUAUGCACUGUUUUUUUGCAGCUUUGGUACCUCAUUCGAAUAAAAAUGAUCCUGAAAAUGAUUUUGAACCAACUAGAUUCCUAUCAUUGGAUAAGCCAAUGCCACGAAGGCAUUUUCUGCAGGCCUUAGAAUUUGAUGUUAAUCAAAAUGUUUCGCUAAAUCUAUCAUAUGAUCCUACAUGGUUAGCAAUUCUGAAAGCAACAGACGCUCUUACAUCGGUAGACAAAAGUAAUACCUAUAUGCCGUCACAACAUACUCGCAAUGAGCGUUGGGACUUCAGACCGACAAAAGAGGAAUUGGCAAAAGUGAAAGAAAUAUAUGGUGGGAAUUUUACCAUUCCAAUGAAUUUCAAGAUGACGGCAUGGCCACAUAAAACAAACGGAACAGGCGAUAGUUCUCAAGAAUUGUAUUACAGGAAUCCUCAGUCAACAGAAUUCUGUGCAAAACUUGGAAUCAAAGAUUUAAAUGAAAUGCUUUGUUCACUUUCAAUGAAUGGACUCGGUAUUCCAUAUUACAUUAACGGGAAUGACGAUUCGGAAAGCGUUGUUCUGGAAGACAGGACUCUUGAAAAAAAAGAGGAUUUCGACGAUAAAAACGAUUUCAUUAUUGACACUAAUCCACUACCCAAAUCGUUAUUACUGGAAGAUUUUAAGACACCCGCUUUUACGUCGUUGUUUAUUAGGAAUGAUGAUGAAGGAUUACAACUUACCGGCUCGGAAAUUUUUCGGUGA
Cercopithifilaria johnstoni is the source of this 1572-nucleotide messenger RNA. The record is from the annotation of a GenBank genome assembly. NCBI's taxonomy places the organism in Eukaryota, Metazoa, Nematoda, Chromadorea, Rhabditida, Onchocercidae.